Molecule: messenger RNA, 1869 nt
Organism: Vigna angularis (adzuki bean)
Lineage: Eukaryota; Viridiplantae; Streptophyta; Magnoliopsida; Fabales; Fabaceae
Product: CBL-interacting serine/threonine-protein kinase 6
Exons: 1
Coding region: 326-1642 (438 amino acids)
Biological process (GO): signal transduction; protein phosphorylation
Molecular function (GO): ATP binding; protein kinase activity
Source: RefSeq, a predicted model, not a curated record
AUUGAGGAAGCUGAAAAGAAUUGAGUUGAGAAGAAACAAUUAUUGAGUGAGUGAUAGAGAUAGGGAUUUAUCAGUGGUGGCAACUGCAGAGAAGGGAAUGCAGAGAAAUGAGAAUACAUUGGUUCACUCCGUCUGAGGCAGGUGGCCCUGCCAAAAGAAGAACCUCCGGCAGACAUUGCCAUCGGAAACAUGUCGAAGACGGGUAGUUACUAGCUAUUUUCUCAUCCAUUUUCGAAAUUCCCAAUUUCAAUAUCAAACAAACCCUAAUUUCUGCUGUAUAGGAUAGUUUUAUUAUUGUUAUUGUUAUAGUGUUGAUUGAGUAAGGAUGAGUGAGAAAGAGAAAGAGAAAGAGAAAGAGAAAGAGAAAGGUGUGGGCGAGGGACAAUCGACGUUGCUUCACGGGAAGUACGAGCUGGGUAGGGUGUUGGGGCAUGGAACGUUCGCGAAGGUGUACCACGCGCGGAAUCUUAAGACGGGGCAGCACGUGGCCAUGAAGGUGGUGGGGAAGGAGAAGGUGAUAAAGGUUGGGAUGAUGGAGCAGGUAAAGAGGGAGAUCUCGGUGAUGAAAAUGGUGAAACACUCCAACAUCGUCGAACUCCACGAAGUCAUGGCCAGCAAGUCCAAGAUCUACAUCGCCAUGGAACUCGUGCGCGGCGGAGAGCUCUUCAACAAGGUAUCCAAAGGUCGGUUGAAGGAGGACGUCGCCAGACUCUACUUCCAGCAGUUGAUCUCCGCGGUCGACUUCUGCCACAGCCGCGGAGUCUACCACCGCGACCUCAAGCCGGAGAACCUCCUCCUCGACGAACACGGCAACCUCAAGGUCUCCGACUUCGGACUCACCGCCUUCUCCGACCACCUCAAGGAGGAUGGGCUGCUGCACACCACGUGUGGCACGCCCGCGUACGUGUCGCCGGAGGUCAUAGCGAAGAAAGGUUACGACGGUGCCAAGGCUGACAUAUGGUCGUGUGGGGUCAUCCUCUACGUCCUCCUGGCAGGGUUUCUACCCUUUCAGGAUGAUAAUUUGGUUGCCAUGUAUAAGAAAAUUUACAGAGGAGACUUCAAGUGUCCACCUUGGUUUUCCGUGGAGGCGCGAAGGCUUGUUACCAGACUCCUCGACCCCAACCCGAAUUCCCGGAUUAGUAUCAGUAAAGUCAUGGAGUCUUCCUGGUUUAAGAAACCGGUGCCGAGGAAGGUGGAGGAGGUGGCGAAGGUGGAUUUGGAGGAGAUGUGUGAGAGGCCUGCCACCAUGAACGCGUUUCACAUAAUAUCGUUGUCGGAGGGGUUCGAUUUGUCGCCCCUGUUUGAGGAGAAGAAGAGGGAGGAGAUGAGGUUCGCGACGGCGGGGACGCCCAGCAGCGUGAUAUCGCGGCUGGAGGAGGUGGCGAAGGCGGGGAAGUUCGACGUGAAAAGUAGCGAGACGAAGGUAAGGCUUCAGGGGCAGGAGCGUGGGAGGAAGGGAAAGCUGGCUAUUGCGGCGGAUAUUUACGCCGUGACACCGUCCUUUAUGGUGGUGGAAGUGAAGAAGGACAAUGGAGAUACCCUGGAGUACAACCAGUUCUGCAGCAAGCAGCUUCGUCCUGCGCUUAAAGACAUCUUCUGGAAUUCCCCACAGAAUUCCACACCUGCAAUAGUGCUUGAGUGAAUAUCAAUGUACACUUGCAUAUGAUGUCUCAGUCUCGUUUUACAUCAUUUCUCGUUAUUUUUAUCUUUUUCUUGUUUAUCAACUUUGAGUUUUUAAGACAUGAAGGUAAGAUAUGUUAUUUUGUUUAAAUUCUUAGGAAUCAGCAACAACGUUGUGAUGAUGAUUCGAUAUGCGCGUAGAUUGAUUCUGUGAUGUUUUGUGUGAAUUAAGAUUUGUGUUUCUGUGAA